Messenger RNA from Anas platyrhynchos (mallard), 1684 nucleotides. RefSeq names its product GTP-binding protein Rhes. The record is from RefSeq and is a predicted model, not a curated record. NCBI's taxonomy places the organism in Eukaryota, Metazoa, Chordata, Aves, Anseriformes, Anatidae. Gene Ontology annotation, molecular function: GTP binding; GTPase activity.
CUCCAGGGCUGGAGUAGCUUUCCAGGGCUGAGCGCCGCGGAUUGGCCCGGAGCACCCCGCUCUCCUCCCUCCCUGCCCUCCUCCUUCAGCACCCUCAACCCACGGAGAUUGGACAGCGGGGUGCCACAUGGCAGAGAGGAACCAGGAUAAAAGAUGAGCAGGUCCGGGGAACGGGAGCGUCUGCAGCAGAACGGCCGGGAGAAGUUUGCAGGGAGGUGGCACCAAACUUUGCCGGCUGCACGGAGCUGGGGCACAAGGCUGCAGGGACAGACAGACGGACAGACACCGGGGCUGCAGCCACCCAGGGACACCCACGGCUUGAGCACCAGCUGCCGAGCAUCCCGUCCCCUGGAGAGCCUCCGCGCCCAGCCAUGUCCCUGGUGGUGAAGGAGAAGAACCACGUGCGCCUGGUCUUCUUGGGCGCCGCCGGCGUGGGCAAGACCGCGCUGAUCCGCCGCUUCCUGCUGGACACCUUCGAGCCCAAGCACCGGCGCACGGUGGAGGAGCUGCACAGCAAGGAGUACGAGGUGAGCGGCGCCACGGUGACGGUGGAAAUCCUGGACACCAGCGGCAGCUACUCCUUCCCGGCCAUGAGGAAGCUCUCCAUCCAGAACAGCGACGCCUUCGCCCUGGUCUACGCCGUCAACGAUGCCGAGUCCUUCGAGAGCGUCAAGAGCCUGCGGGAGGAGAUCCUGGAGGUGAAGGAGGACAAGUUCCCCCCCAUCGUGGUGGUCGGCAACAAGGCGGAGAGCGGCGGCGAGCGGCAGGUGCCGGCAGAGGACGCGCUGUCGCUGGUGGAGCUGGACUGGAACAGCCGCUUCGUGGAGACCUCGGCCAAGGACAACGAGAACGUGCUGGAGGUCUUCAGGGAGCUGCUGCAGCAAGCCAACCUGCCCAGCCGGCUCAGCCCCGCGCUCUGCAAGAGGAGGGAGACGUUCCCCAAGGAGCACAUGCUGCGGCCGCCCAUGAACAAGACCAACAGCUGCUCGGUGUGCUGAGCCGGCCGCCCGGGGCCGGCUGGGAACUCAGGUGGGCUGGGUGGGGGAGAGGUGCUGCCUCGGCCAAAAGCGACCCUGCUCCCUCCCACCCCUGCCCUCCUCGUCCCCACCCAGCCCGCUGGGACCGGAGAGGGUUUGCGGGACGAAAGGAGGAGACCCUCGGAUGGGAUGCCGGUCACUUUGGUUUGGUCAGUGCCGGGAAGGUGCGGGGAGAGGGUGAGUUCCCAAAAAAGCAGGACACCCACCUGAGAAACCGCCGUGCGAGCCAGCAGGUGGAGGUGAGCCGAGGCAAGGGGGGCUCGAAGUGCUGGGGCUGCAGUGGUGGCGAGCUUGUGGGUGGGCAGGAGGCUCCUCGUCCGCUAGGAAGGGGGACAAGCAACGGGGCUCUGGCUGCUCACAUCAAAAAGCAGACGUGGGCAUCCGUGUGCCGCGCUGCACCCUGCCAGUGCCACCCUCCUGGGUCUCCUCCAGGUCCUGAGUCCACCUGGCCCCAGCACAGGCACGUGCCAUGCUCUGGGGCAGCUACGUUAACACCGGCACAUCCAGUGUCCAAAGUAGUUUUGGUUUUGUACUUGAGUAGACGCGUAGAGCAGGCAAUAUCAUGGUCUAUGCACCUCUUCAGUUUUCUCUUUUCUAUGUCUGUUUUUUUUUAAGUGCACCCAAUAAACGUGUUGUUGCAAAGUGGA